AUGUAUUUAUAUAUCGGUCCUUCAAUGGGUAAAUUUAACAGUGUUCCUCCCACUGCAACUGUUUAUCAGGGUGAACUGGCAGGAGGAGCAACUGAUAUUCGUUUGCAAGGAGGAGAAUUCUAUGAUUUUAAUUCACUUAAGAGUCGUAUAAUGGUUGCUGCAUCAGGUGGAUCCAGAGAACAUCAUUUGUCAACUUUAUCGCCUGCAGGAAGUUUGUUUUCUAUUGAAUCAAACACGUCAGAUCGUUACAAUAAUAACUUUCUUUUUACAUUAUAUGGAGCAAACCAAACACAUCCGGGAUUUUCUUCUGACAUUAGGGGAAUUUCUGGAACAUUCGGUAUUGCUGGAUACAUUGUUGAUCCAACUCAAGAUUGGGGUGCAAUUUCAGGAAACGGAUAUUAUGCAGGCUGUUCUUCUUCAAGUUAUGGAGGAUCUACAGGAGGAUCAUCAUUCAUUACAGUAAAUUAUCAUUUUUCAAUACAAAAAUGA
This is a messenger RNA of Trichomonas vaginalis G3, 489 nucleotides long. RefSeq names its product glycine-rich protein family. Bases 1 to 489 code for a protein of 162 amino acids. NCBI's taxonomy places the organism in Eukaryota, Parabasalia, Trichomonadida, Trichomonadidae. The record is from RefSeq and is a predicted model, not a curated record. The transcript has a single exon.